GAAGUAAAGAGCUGAGAGGUAGAGAGGUAGUCUAUAUGCACGAUUUCUGAGCCUAUACCAGAGCAUUUCAAGCAGAAGCUCAAAAAAUAAGUUACCAUGGCGAGAAAGUCGAGCACCGAGGAUCAUCACAAUCACCACCACAAGCACUCGAAGCACAAACACAAGCAUCACGGUAGCCGCCACCAUCACGGUCACGGGAAGCACAAGAAGAAGAAGCAUAAGCAUAAGAAGGGAGACGGGGACAGGGAGAGGAGCCAGACUCCUCAGCUCAAGGUGGACGAAAGGGAACUGCAGGCUGCGCUGGAGACACUGGAAGACGCUCUUAUAGAGCAAUGUGUGAGAUCAGACAGCAGUGGAGACGAAGAAAUCAGCGAUGCCCCACCCACCUCCCCAUCAAACCCCACCCACCACCCUCAACUAAACGAGAAACCCCUCAAUUCAAUAUCAUUAAAGGAACCCCUCGUUUCCAGGUCACUGGAGGAACCCCUCAAUUCCACUUCACUCAAGCAACCCCUCAGUUCCACUUCACCCAAGGAACCCCUUAAUUUCACUUCACCUAAGGAACCUUUUAAUUCCACUUCACCCAAAGAACCCCUCAAUUCCACAUCACUCAAGGAACCCCACAAUUCCACGUCACUCAGCGAACCCCUCAAUUCCACAUCACUCAAGGAACCCCUCAAUUCUACAUCACUCAGGAACCCCACAAUUCCACGUCACUCAGGGAACCCCACAAUUCCACGUCACUCAGGGAACCCCUCAAUUCCACGUCACUCAAAGAACACUCUACACAAUUAAAAAGUCUUGAACUGCUGCCAGAUACAAAGAAAGAUGACGCUACUGUGACGAGAGAAAGAACAGUUGCUGCAGAACUGCCUGUGUCCCAAGUUGAAGCAGAGGUUUUGGACUCUCACUGUGUUGAUAAUGGGUCACAGAGACUAGGAAAGGACUGUGUGUUGGAUGGUGAGAGAGAGAAAUUGACUGCAGCUCGAGAUCUGGGUGAAAGAGGGAGAGAGGAGAGAGGGAGGAAGGAGAGGGGAAAGAGAGAUGGGGAAUCGACUCACUGGAGAGGACUCUGCAGAGAGAGAGAAUAGGAAUGUUGGGGAGAGAGGUGAGACAGAAUCAUCUGACUCUGACGUGGGAAGCAGUGACCUGGACGACAUGCAAAUCAUUGGAAAAUCACUUGCCGCGAUACCCAAGAACAAGACAAUUCAAAUCAACAUUUCAGUCUCGUCUGACGUCCAAGCAACGUCAGCUGGGUGGUCAACAACUGAAACAGGCAGAGAAACAGGACUCAAUCAUGGGAAACUGUCUGUUUCCAGUCACUCCCCAGUUGCAGCAGACAACGGAGGAGGAGGAGAAGACACUGGGGGCAAUGACCCAGAAGAUGUGGUUUUGGGGGAGAGGAGUUGUCGGGAGGAGGACGAGGGAGAGGAGAGGAGGAGAGAGAAGAGGAGGAAGAGACAUUCAGGAAGUUAUGGUCACAGAAAGAGGCACAAGGAGGGUUCGAGGAAGAGAGACGGGUACUCUCGUCGAAGUGUGUCUCGAUCUCCCUCUCGCUCCCCUGCAAAGAGAAGACACUCAAGAUCACCCUCAAGGUCACGGAGGUCCAGUCCUCGUUCCAGACACAGACGGCAUUCCAGAUCAAGGUCUCAUUCCAGAUCCAGAUCCAGGUCUCCAUAUCAUUCCAGAAACAAGCGACAUCGUUUGAGGUCUCCAUACCGUUCCAGCAAGAGGGGGAGCCCCUAUCGCUUCAGGCAAUCUCGGGGCAGUAGGUACAGAGGGAGGAAGAGCCCAGGCUGGUUCCGGCGUCGCCAUCGGUCUCGAUCCCAUUCCAGAACCAGGUCCAGAUCUAGGUCCAGAUCUCCUCGAAGAAGUGACAGGAGAAGGAGGAGGAGGUCAUGUUCGAGUGACAGUCGCUCCAAAUCAAGAUCCCCAGACGAAGGAGAGGGGUGUGUGGGUCUAGUGGGAGAGGCCCAGGUGCAGGCUGUGGUGAAGGAGAUGGCUGCCAAGGUGAAGAAAGUCCACAUUGACAAGUUCACUGCCCUGUGCAAGAACCUGCAGAGGAGACAGGAGGUGGAGGAUGAGGGAGGAGACGAUGGAGCGUACGACAAUGACCCUCUGCCUGCACCGAGGGCACCAUUUGAGCUGACCAAGACUCCAGCCAACCAGUCUGGGCUGGUCCUCCACAACAACGCGUGGAAGACGCCAAAUCAGAUCGUAGCCGAGAGCAACAUGCUUCAGGCAGAGCGGCCAUUGCCCGAGAAGUUUCCCGUCUCGUCUGGGAUAGAACACCAGCAACAGGAGAACACGUUCGGACCUUCCAACACUGCAGCUGAUAUCAACGUUUUCUCGGGGACAAAGCCGACCAUGGGACUGGGUGAGCUGGCUCUGAAGAGAUUGGAGGCCAGUCAAAGACUGCAGCAGAACCCACUAGACCUUGAGGCCCAGCAAAUGCUGACUUUCGUCGAGAGCCAGGCAUCAGCAGCAAUAGUGAAACCAGGUCAAUAUACGGGGAGGAAACAACUGAAUGCUCUGACACCAGGCGAUCACAAGACUGGACUUCAAGCAUGGGUCAAAAAGGACAUGUUCAAGGGGUUGGCCCCCGUUCUGAGUGGGUUUGGGAUUAAGGUGAUGAAGAAGAUGGGUUGGAGCGAGGGUCAGCCGCUUGGGAAAAUGGGGAAGGGAGUGACUGAACCCAUCCCCAUGAGUGUCAAGAUCGACAGAGCUGGUCUGAGUACACAACAGGACAAGUCGCAGGCUAUUGUUCCAGCCUCCGCAAUCAAGGCCUCCUCCUCCACCUCAGACAAGUCUGCUCAUCUUGUCCAAGGUAAGCACCCCGUGUCAGCACUGCAGGAGAUCUGUGCCAAGAAGCACUGGGACCCACCUCACUACGAGCUGGUCACCAGUGCCGGCCCUUCACACAACAUGAACUUCCUCUACAAGGUGGUGCUGCCGUGUGGUUCGUUCCAGCCAGCUGUGGCCAGCACCAACAAGAAACAGGCCAAGGCUCAGGCCGCCCUAGCCUGCCUACAGGGAAUAGGACUGGUUGAAAAGUGAAAUUAUUCAUCUCGAUAAAAGUUCAUCUACCUUUGUUUAUAUCAAGAACAUAUCUGAAUAAUGAGAAGCAUAUCUUCUUGAGUACAUACAAGAACGAAUGCAACACAUUUUGACAGAGCAAGGAUGAGUCCAUGAGCUAUAUAUUACAAACAUCCCUCAUUAUGCAGAUAAAAGUAUGACCAAUACUCAAAAAGAGAGGUCAGCUUUAGCCUUGACAGCAGCAAGAGGUACUUUCAGUAGAGCUAGAGUUUGUUUAUAUUUCGCUUGCAACUGUGAUAAUUCUCUCCUGAACUCUGUUGAUUCAACGUCCAAUAUUCUAAAACUGCGUAACAUCUCGACCAGAGUGGAAAGAACCCUGAUCUUCUUCUCUUCGUGCUCUAGUGGUUUAGUUUUCAACAGUCGUAGCCAGGUCUCGGCAAAACCGAGAUAGUAGCCAACCUCCCACCCCACGUCAACCCCGUUAGCUUUGCCUGCUUCCGCUGCCUCCUUCAGUCCCUCUGCCACUCCGUGCCCGCGGCCCUCUCCAUAGCCCUGCUCCUGUAACCUGUCCUCAAUGAAAAGCAGAGACUCGAAAGGGUCAUCCUCGUCCAUUAUUUUCGCGCAU
Geodia barretti is the source of this 3661-nucleotide messenger RNA. The record is from the annotation of a GenBank genome assembly. Lineage: Eukaryota; Metazoa; Porifera; Demospongiae; Tetractinellida; Geodiidae.